Messenger RNA from Indicator indicator, 7491 nucleotides. It is a transcript of the gene WNK1, whose product is annotated as WNK lysine deficient protein kinase 1. Gene Ontology annotation, biological process: monoatomic ion homeostasis; protein phosphorylation; intracellular signal transduction. The transcript is spliced from 27 exons. Lineage: Eukaryota; Metazoa; Chordata; Aves; Piciformes; Indicatoridae. Gene Ontology annotation, cellular component: cytosol; cytoplasm. Bases 1 to 6420 code for a protein of 2139 amino acids. The record is from RefSeq and is a predicted model, not a curated record. Gene Ontology annotation, molecular function: protein serine/threonine kinase activity; potassium channel inhibitor activity; chloride channel inhibitor activity.
AUGUCGGGGGGCGCCGCAGAGAGCGGCACUCCAGCCCCUCGCUUCUUGGCUCCCCCACCACCGCCGCCCAAGAACGGUUCCAGCUCGGACAGCUCCGUCGGGGAGAAGCUGGGAGCCGCCGCAGAGCACGGAGCCUCCGGAGCCGGCGGAACAAGCGGCGGAGCAGGGUGCGGAGGCCGUAGUGAGGAGUACCGGCGCCGUCGCCACACCAUGGACAAGGACAGCCGAGGGGCGGCAGCCACUGAGCACCGCUUCUUCCGCCGUAGCGUGAUCUGCGACUCCAACGCUACGGCCUUAGAGCUACCCAGUUUGCAGCCCGCUGCGUCCUCGGCUCCUGUCUCGGGAGGCAGUGCCGCGCCGUUGGCCUCUCCCCCGGAGGGUGCUAGCCGGACCUCUUGCAUCGCUGUCAGCGCCACCCAGGCCCCCUCGCUGCUGCAGUCGCAGCCGCUGCCUGCCCCGCUUACCCAGGAAGGACAGUCCGCUCAGGAGCCUGCUGCCACGAAGGAUGCCACCCCGCUGCUGCCCAAGGAGGAGGAGGACGAGGCAACCGCGCUACCCCCCACCAGUGCCGCUGGCAGCGCGUCAGCUGCUAGCCGGGAAUUUGAGGAACGGAGAGCAGCACAGCAGGAAGACAUCGAGGAGCUUGAGACCAAGGCAGUGGGCAUCUCUCCGGAUGGCCGCUUCCUGAAGUUUGACAUCGAGAUUGGAAGAGGCUCUUUUAAGACUGUGUAUAAAGGUCUUGAUACAGAUACCACUGUGGAAGUCGCCUGGUGUGAGCUGCAGGAUCGGAAGUUGUCCAAGUCAGAGCGACAAAGAUUUAAAGAAGAAGCUGGGAUGCUGAAAGGGCUUCAACAUCCCAAUAUUGUCAGGUUCUAUGAUUCCUGGGAGUCCACAGUCAAAGGAAAAAAGUGUAUUGUUCUUGUGACAGAACUCAUGACAUCUGGAACAUUGAAAACCUACCUGAAAAGAUUUAAAGUGAUGAAGAUUAAAGUGCUCCGGAGCUGGUGCCGGCAGAUCCUGAAAGGCUUGCAGUUUCUACACACCCGCACUCCUCCCAUCAUUCACAGAGACUUAAAAUGUGACAACAUCUUCAUUACUGGCCCCACUGGAUCUGUCAAGAUUGGAGACCUUGGUCUGGCAACCCUGAAACGAGCUUCUUUUGCCAAAAGUGUGAUAGGUACCCCAGAGUUCAUGGCCCCCGAGAUGUAUGAGGAGAAAUAUGAUGAAUCCGUUGAUGUAUAUGCUUUUGGGAUGUGUAUGCUAGAGAUGGCCACGUCUGAGUAUCCUUAUUCCGAGUGCCAAAAUGCUGCGCAGAUCUACCGCCGAGUGACCAGUGGUGUCAAGCCAGCCAGCUUUGACAAAGUAGCAAUCCCUGAAGUGAAGGAGAUCAUUGAGGGAUGCAUCCGGCAGAACAAAGGUGAAAGAUAUGCUAUUAAGGACCUUUUGAACCAUGCUUUCUUCCAAGAAGAGACCGGAGUGCGGGUAGAGCUAGCAGAAGAAGAUGAUGGAGAAAAAAUUGCUAUUAAACUCUGGCUGCGAAUUGAAGACAUCAAAAAACUCAAGGGCAAAUAUAAAGAUAAUGAGGCAAUAGAGUUUUCCUUUGACUUGGAGAGAGAUGUCCCAGAGGAUGUAGCACAGGAAAUGGUGGAGUCUGGCUAUGUCUGUGAAGGGGAUCACAAGACCAUGGCAAAAGCUAUCAAGGACAGGGUGUCUCUGAUUAAGCGAAAGCGAGAGCAGCGUCAGCUGGUGCGGGAGGAACAGGAGAAGAAGCUUCAGGAAGAAGGUAGUCAGAAGCAGCAGCUGGAGCAACAGCAACCAUCAAGUGCUUCCCAAGCAGGGUCAAAGCAUUCCCCAUCUGUCACUGCUGGUACUACUGUCCCUGCUACUUCAGCAUCUGUUUCUACACAAGUGGAGCCUGAAGAGCCAGAAGCUGAUCAGCACCAACAGCUGCAGUUCCAGCAACCCAGUAUAUCUGUUCUCUCUGAUGGGACAAUUGACAGUGGGCAAGGGUCCUCUGUUUAUACGGAAUCAUGUGUGAGCAGUCAGCAGACCGUUUCCUAUGGCUCUCAGCAUGAUCAGUCUGUCCCCACGGCCACGGUGCAGGGAUACGCAGCUCCAGCCGGCCAAGUGCAGUUGCAGCAACAUGGAGGCUAUCAGCCACCUGCAGCGAUUCAGCAGACACAGGUGCAAGGCCAGCCAGCCUCGAGCAGUGCAUCGGUACCAUCCCAGGCUGCCCAGCACACUCAGCAGAAUGCACAGCAGCCAGCCUCGUCCCAACAGCCUGGACAAUACCAGCUGCAGCAGCCAUCUGUUUCUGCUGGUGCCACUUCCACACAAACUGUAUCCCAAACUCCAUCUUCACAGAUUAUGCCAAUGCCUCAGGCAGCAGCUGGGACACAGGGUACUCAGGGAGUCUCACAGACUGCACCUUCAGAGACUCUUCCAGCAACACAGCCUGCUCAAUCUACUCCUCUGGCUUCCUCUGUAGACAGUGCACAUUCUGAUGUUGCUUCAGGAUUGAGUGAUGGCAAUGAGAAUGUUCCAGCUUCCAGCGGCAGGCACGAAGGGAGGACGACGAAACGUCACAUGCGGAGGUCUGUCCGCAGCCGCUCUCGCCAUGAGAAGACUGCUAGGCCGAAACUGAGAAUUCUAAAUGUUUCAAAUAAAGGUGAUCGAGUAGUGGAGUGCCAGCUGGAGACACACAACCGAAAAAUGGUUACUUUCAAAUUUGAUUUGGAUGGUGACAACCCGGAGGAAAUAGCUUCUAUUAUGGUGCAGAAUGAGUUUAUCUUAGCAAUCGAAAGAGACUCCUUCGUGGAACAGGUACGAGAGAUUAUCGAGAAGGCAGACGAGAUGCUGAGUGAGGAUGUCAGUGUGGAGCCAGAAGGUGAUCAGGGUUUGGAGAGCAUGCAGACAAAAGAUGAUGGCUUCUUUCCAGGGUCACAGAAAUUAGAGUUCAAACAGCCAGAUCCUACAUCUUCCAUGCCACAAAGAAUAGGGGUUCCUCCAAACUCUUUUACCCAGGUUGUCCAUUCAGCAGGAAGACGGUUCAUUGUCAGCCCUGUCCCUGAGAGCAGGUUAAAAGAGCAGGGCUUUUUCACAUCUGCUGUGCCUGGAGGACAAGAAACUCCAGAUAUUGUUGCUGCAUCUCCACUACAUGGUCCUGGAAUGAAUCUCUCCCACUCAGCAUCAUCACUGAGCUUGCAGCAAGCUUUCUCUGAGAUGGGACGUGCUCAGAUGACAGAAGGACCCAGUACAGCUCCUCCAGUGUUCAAUCAAACAAUGCCACCGUUUCCACCUGCACUUUCUACCAUGGCAGGCAGUGGUGCACCUCCUGCAUCUAUGGCUGCUGCUUCAGUAUCUGCUCCCUCCAGCACAGGUGUUUCUCUUCCUGGAUCUGUUACUUUGCCUUCAGAAAGUGCUGUUGGAGCUGCACCAAGCACAAGUGUGCCAAGCUCUGUCUCUCCACCUCCAGCCUCACAAUCUGGACAGCAAUCAACUGGUGUCCCUUCCAGUGCGAGCGCCCUUGAUUCUUUCUCCCUACCUACCACAUCCCAGCCUGCUCAACCAGUAACUGGAGACAUUGCCCCCAGUAUCAGCACACCCUCAUCUACCCAGGUUCCUGGUGUCACUGGUGUUGCACCAGCUGUGACGUCUCAGUCUUCUCCACAGAUUGUGAGUAGUAUGGCAGCACCACAGAUAUCUGUUGCCCUGUCUCUAGCUCAGGGUGGGACUUUGCAGCUGCCUCAACUUAGUAGCAGUAGCUCUGUCUCCAGUCUGGCAGAAACAACAGUUGUAAGUGCUCCGCAGUCACUGCCUGAGAGUGGGCAGUCAGUGGAUAAAUCACAGCUCUGCAGCACAGCUGGUUUGUCUCUCCCAAUCUCUGCACCUUUAUCAUCCUCAGUAGCAACCAGUGUGUGUGGUUCAGUCAGCCAGCCAGUGAUACAUCCCUUGCUUGUCCCAUCAGGAAUUACAUCAACACCUGUCCUACCCCAGAUUCCAGGUGCAACACCCAUGUUGCCCCAGGUUCCCUUACCUGGUGUCUUGCCACAACCGGUCACUAACGUACCUGCAGUACAGCAAACUUUGAUACACAGCCAGCCUCAGCCAGCUCCAUUACCCAAUCAGCCUCAUGUUCACUGCCUGGAGGCUGAUGCUGAUGCUCAGUCUAAAGCUCCUGGUAUCGAUGAUAUAAAGACCCUGGAAGAAAAGCUGCGGUCUCUCUUCAGUGAACAUGGUAAUGUGGGAACAAUGCAUCCCUCGGUGUCUCUGGAAACAUCACUGGUCAUGGAGACCACGGUUACCCCUGGGAUACCAACCACAGUUGUUGCACCAACUAAGCCCCUGACGUCCAUUAGCACUUGUAUACCUCCCAGCAGUUUGCCUCUUGGACCAAUUGGCUUGCCAGUGCUGACCCCAGUUGCCACUCCCGGGCAAGUGAUCACCCCGGUCAGCUAUAUUUCAGCGUCAAGCAGCAUGGCAACAGCAGUGGUGAAACCAGGGACCUCUCCUUCAAAGCCCCCUCUGAGCAGGGUCCCGGUGCUCCCAGUAGGUUCUGAGCUUCCGGCUGGCACUCCAUCCAGUGAGCCGCUGCCACCUUUUCCGGGACCUUCACUAACUCAGUCCCAACAGCCACUGGAGGAUCUGGAUGCUAAACUGAGAAGAACCCUUAGUCCAGAGACUGUUCCAGUGACAUCUGCUCCUGCCUGUUCUGUGCCCUCAGUAGCAUCUACAACGGUUACCACGCUGGUGUCCACAGCAACACAGUCUCUGAAGGAUGCUCCAGCAUCAUGUGGUGGAGAGAGCAGUGCUGUGGCUGCCACAGCAGGAGCCAGCGUACUGAAGAUGGGACGGUUCCAGGUAUCUGUGGCAGUGGAUGAUGUGCUGAAAGAGGGUGACAAACCUGAAGCUAAGCCUGUGCAGUUUGAAACCACCUCUACUGAUUCUUCAUCUCUUUCUGGCAGUAGCCCAGAGAGCACUCUGGUGAAGCAGGCUGGCUGUCGGAGGAGCGAGGCUGUGGCUGGCUCUUCUCUGGAUGUGGUGGAUGGCAUCCCUCAGGCAGCUCCUGUGCUGCAGGUACCAGCAGACGUUGUUCAGCCUGCUAAGGUUGGGCGCUUUCAGGUAACCACGACGAUGGAUCAAGUGGGGCGCUUCUCCGUGUCAAAGACUCAGGAUGAGGUCAGCUGUGCAGAGAAAGAGCCGAUGACUCUUCCUCUCUCUGUGGGCUUGGAGCAAGUUGCUUCUUCAGCUGCAGCUCCGAAGAAAGAGUUGGAGUCAAGACAGUCCCCUCACAUGAAUGGUCCAUCCUCUGAACCGGAGGCUGCCUUCUUAAGUGGAAUGGCUAAGGAUUUGGAUGAUGGCUCAGGGAGCCCAGACUCCCUCCAGCCGCUGGGAUCAAAGAUCAGCCUUCCUGUCCAGAGCCUUAGCAACUCAUUCAACUCUUCCUACAUGAGCAGCGACAACGAGUCUGACAUUGAAGAUGAAGACUUGAAGCUAGAACUUCGUCGGUUACGGGAAAAGCACCUUAAAGAGAUCCAGGAGUUGCAGAGUCGCCAGAAGCAGGAGAUUGAGUCACUGUACAUGAAGUUGGGAAAGGCUCCACCUGCAGUGAUUAUUCCCCCAGCUGCACCCCUUUCGGGAAGAAGGAGAAGACCUACUAAAGGAAAAAGCAGCAAGUCCAGUCGCAGCAGCUCCCAGGGAAAUAAAAGCCCUCAGCUAUCGGGCAAUCUGUCAGCUCAAAGUGCACCAUCAGUCUUGCCCCCACAGCAGACUCUUCAUCCUCCUGGUAGUGUGCCAGAGACUGGGCAGAACCAUUUGUUACAGCCCCUCAAACCUUCACCUUCUAGCGAAAAUCUCUACUCUGCCUUUACCAGUGAUGGUGCCCUUUCGGUACCAAGCCUUUCGGCACCAGGCCAAGGGACCAGCAGCACUAACACAGUCGGGGCUACAGUGAACAGCCAAGCACCCCAGCCUCAGCCUACUGCCAUCGCCUCAAGCCGGAAAGGGACUUUCACAGAUGACCUGCACAAGCUGGUAGAUAACUGGGCCCGAGAUGCCAUGAACCUGUCUGGCAAGAAAGUUGGCAAAGGGCAUAGCAACUAUGAGGGCCCUGGAAUGGCAAGAAAGUUCUCAGCACCAGGUCAGCUCUGUAUUUCCAUGGCUUCUUCCCUGGGUGCUACACCCAUCUCUGCAGCAUCAGCUACCUCUCUAGGUCCCUUCACUAAGGCCAUGUGCCCCCCACAGCAGUUCAGCUACCCAGCAGCAUCCUUUGGCGCUCCGUGGAGCGGGGCGGGGGGCCCAGCACCGCCCCCGCUCGGCCAGUUCCAGCCUGUGGGGGCCGCAUCUCUGCAGAGCUUCAACAUCAGCAACUUGCAAAAGUCCAUCAGCAACCCUCCAGGCUCCAACCUGCGGACCACUUAGCUGCGCUCGGAGACCCUGCUGGCUAGACCCUGGGGCAGACCCUGGGAGGGAGAUGGGGCUCUAUCGGCUACUAGUGCUGCAGCCAACUGGUAGCUUGCCAGACUGGGAAUGAUCUUCUCUUUUCCAACCAUUGCUGUCAGCUCUCUGUAAAGGGAGUUUCCCCACACACUCUGCAGGGGGAGGAGGAUGAUCAGCAUCCUUCCGAUGGGACGGUGCUUUUGACCGAGGGAUUCUGCUCUUGUGUGGAAAAAAGGGCUGUGAAGAGAAGUCGAGGGGUCGGUUCAAGUAGAAUUUCUCUCUGGUUUGAGGCUGAAUCCACAUGUGUUGAGGUGGGAGAGCUGAAUCCUAGCAUGAGGCUUUAGCAUGCUUCUCACCUCUCCCUGAAGAACCAAGACCAAGAGAAAAGCUGUCCCAAUCCCCCUCCUCUCCCGCUCCCCAGUUAACUGUACCUGGCUCCGAUGUGGUGGGGCAUGCAGAUGGACUUGCAGUGCAGCCCGUGCUUGAUAGGUCAUUACUGCUUUAAGUAAGAUAUUAACAGCUUUGACUGCAGCAUUAGAGCAAUUGAAAUUGUUUAAAGAUUUUUAAAAGUUCCCUGCGGACAUGUACUUACCAUCAGUUUUGAUGUGGAAACACUGUGAUAUAUAAAUGUUGUUGGACAACAGUAGUUUAAAAAUGAGUGGAAUAUAGAGGGUUAAAAAAAGUUAAAAAGAAAAAAAAAUGGGAAAAAAAAAGCUAGCUAUAUCCUUAUACUUAUUGGAGACACUUUAACUUUUUCCUUUGUAUUUUCAUUGUAUUAGAUAAAUAAAUGUGAAUGUAAAAUUGUAUAAAUUAAUGUACUUGAAUACUUGUCUGUUCUCCCAGUAUGCUUGCUGGAUAUUUUAGUGCCUUGGACUUCUCUCGCUUCUGCAGUUAGCAUCUUCCCAGCAGACCCCCAGGUGGACAGAGGGCAAGUUGAGGGUAGGAGGGCUCGCUGGUGCCCAGUGGCCAGGGGGUUUGUGUAGGGUUCCUGUUGGCAGUGGGAAGGCAUUAGGGCAGCAGGCUGUGUGUCUCGUCCAGGCGGCAGAUCUGAAG